UCUGGAAGAUCAUGUUACACGGAUGGAUCAAAGCUAGAGAACUGAGUGGGCCUGAGGGUCUACAUUGAGUAAGGGGGAAUGAAAGGGCAAACGAUUUGGCAGUGAAGGCCAGAGAACUGCCGUCAAUAAAUUCGGUUAACUCGAAGCUUUUCGGGUGGACGCAGUUCGAUUUAAGGCCGUGGGCGACGAAUGCGCAUGUAACACGGUGCAACAGCGAAACAGUCGGUUGGACGGCGAAAAUCCUAUGGGGUGAUCCGGAUCGCGAGAGAACGAGGCUAUUACUGAAAGGAAGUAAGAUGGAGGUCAGUAUAGCUAUUGGUAUCAUAACGGGACACAUAGGACUACGAGCUCACUUAUGUAAAAUCGGUGCGGCAAGUGAUAGCAUGUGUAAUGCGGCUUAUCAUUGCCCGGCUAUCGCGUCUAACAGAUACCAGCACUUAGGUGGGGACACAAUACCAGACAUGAACCAACAUAGGGAAGUUAUAUGGAAAACAAUUAAGGAUUUUGUAAGUAACACGGAAUUUCUAACUUAAAAUUUUCUUUUUCGAGGUUACUCUUUAGUUUUUAGAGCGCAAAACAAACCGAUUACUGGCUUAGGUUGGAGCGGAUUAAUAUCUGCACCCUAUUUUCAACCUAACCUACUACAAGGCGUGUGCAAGCGUAGCAACUCUUUGCUCUUUCGAGCACUGGCUUAGGUUGGAGCGAAUUAAUAUCUGCACCCUAUUUUCAACCUAACCUACUACAAGGUGUGUGCAAGCGUAGCAACUCUUUGCUCUUUCGAGCCCAACUUUUUCUUGCUUUGGUGUAAGAUAGUGUGAGCUCGUUUUUCAAUUUAUGCUGCAUCCUUUCAAGGGAUAUUUUCAGAUCUUAAGUCGUUUGUUUGCCACUACGUUCUGGAUUUUGUUAAAUUCUUCGAGUCUUCACUCGCCGAACCAUUUCAGGCGUUGUUGCGGUUUAUUUGGACCACCAUUCAUAAAUUUUUGGACCAUCUUUAUAACGAUUUAUGGUGCGAUAUACAAACGUUUUGUUCACUUUGAGGUAUUUGAGUUCGCAAACAAUAGCCUGCUGUGAUUUUCAAUCAGUUUCAAUCAUUUCAAUCACACUAUUACGCUUGAGCUUCAUCACGAAACCUUCUUUUAAAAUAAAACAAGAGGCAAAAGCUUUUGGUCAAUAAAACAAAUAUCAUGCUAAUGUUUCAUGUCAUCUAUUCUGUAAACUCCAAAUGUUACGUCUUAGACCGAUAAAAGGCAAAUUUUCUACCCGAUUAUGCAGAAAUUUGAUUACCAAAAUGUUUCAACUGCAGAAUAUUUCGGGAGCACUUUUCGUUCUGAUGGUCUUAGGAGCUGAGGCUUGUUUUACAACUCAAUACCUUGGCAAUUCAAUACACCCAACCUUAAAGGAUCAUUGUUUCCACGAAGACUUUAAUCUAACCAUACCCGUAGAGAUGACCAUCUAUCCCACCAAUAUUGAAUUCAAAUGCUUCAAAGUUCAUUGCCGUUCAGAUUUUGUAUUGGAAAUGAAACACUGUGAUCGUUAUCCCAACUAUUGCACUGAGUCUUCAUCGUUUGAUUAUACAAAACCCUAUCCGGAUUGUUGUCCCAAAGUGGAGUGUCCACAAAAUUUAGUGUAGCUUUGAAUGUUUGUUUGAUUUAAUGUAUUUACAUGAUUAUUUGUUAUACAAACUAAGAAAGUGUUAAAGAAAUUAUAUUUUUUUGUUAGAA
Messenger RNA from Stomoxys calcitrans (stable fly), 1721 nucleotides. RefSeq lists its product as uncharacterized. The record is from RefSeq and is a predicted model, not a curated record. The transcript has 4 exons. Lineage: Eukaryota; Metazoa; Arthropoda; Insecta; Diptera; Muscidae. Bases 1223 to 1630 code for a protein of 135 amino acids.